GCAGCCGCUCGCUGACUUGUCUGACUGUUCAUACAGGCGUGGGUAGCACAUUCGAAAGCUGCAAUCCCAAUUAGAGCCUUAGUAUGAAUACACAAGAGAGGAUGAGCAGGCUCCUAUGGAGAAAGAGUAUACUUGCUCUAGCAAUUGUAAUUCUUGCAUCCUGUUUUGGUGAUGCUGAGGCACAACGUAAUACCAAAAUACCAAACAAAAUGUACACUGGGCCAGGAACCACGCUGAAUCUGAGAAACAUUGUUGUAGGACGGUGCUACCACUACUUGUCCUUGUAUCCAGCCACUGGGGUGAAGGACUGCAAUAGAAUAUGGCAAGAACUAACAGAUGCAGUAUUUAGGAAAGAUCCAUGCAAAAUCACAGAGGAAGACUACCAAAAACUAGCCCAAGUGACAGGACAAAAAGUCCCAUGUGAUAAGAGUCUUCUGUGGAGUAGAACAAAUGAUCUGGUUCAUCGCUAUACAAAAGCCACCGAAAGUUUUAUGACCUUGGAGGACACUUUCCUAGGCUUCAUAUUCAAUGGCCUUAUGUGGUGUGGGAAGACUGCUAGUCCAGGGAUGAACUUUAAAGUGUGUCCUGCAUGGAAUGAAUGUACCAACAAUUCUCAAUCCUCUUUCUGGAAGAUGGCCUCUGCUACUUUUGCUAAAGCAUCUUGUGGGACAGUAAAUGUCAUGCUGAAUGGUUCUACAGAUGGUGCAAUCGCCAGAACAGAAAGUAUUUUAAGGACAGUGGAGAUACCAAGUAUGAAUCCAAAUACAGUAUCUAACGUGAAGCUUUGGGUAAUUGAUGAUAUUGAAGGACAAGACAAAAAUUCCUGCAACAGUGAGUCACUGCUAGAGCUUCAACAUUACAUUGAAGAGCACAACCUGACGUAUUCCUGCAUUGACAACUAUAGGCCGGUAACAGCUUUGCAGUGUGUGGAGAACCCCAACCAUCGUGCCUGCAACCAAUGCAGUAUUCACUAAAAUGAAUCCUUAUAUAAGCAAUUCCUCAGUCUGCCAGCAGUGGGAGCCAUAUACAAUAUCUUACAUAUUUGUUACAGGAUACAGAACAUGACAUAAUCAUAUUUCUGCAAUAAAAAGAGCGUGUGUGGAAGAGUGCAUUUUCUUAAAGCCAA
Molecule: messenger RNA, 1126 nt
Organism: Rana temporaria (common frog)
Lineage: Eukaryota; Metazoa; Chordata; Amphibia; Anura; Ranidae
Gene: CD38
Product: CD38 molecule
Exons: 8
Coding region: 84-974 (296 amino acids)
Biological process (GO): positive regulation of B cell proliferation
Cellular component (GO): plasma membrane
Molecular function (GO): NAD+ nucleosidase activity; phosphorus-oxygen lyase activity
Source: RefSeq, a predicted model, not a curated record